This is a messenger RNA of Ambispora gerdemannii, 519 nucleotides long. The record is from the annotation of a GenBank genome assembly. NCBI's taxonomy places the organism in Eukaryota, Fungi, Glomeromycota, Glomeromycetes, Archaeosporales, Ambisporaceae.
AUGCGAAAUUCACUAGCACAUCUAGCAACCACCAUAAUAACCGUCAAUAAUUCGAAGCGAUUUCAUGCGGAAACUAGUCAAGGAUUCCCAUUUCUUUCUGAUGAUGAAUGGAUAAUAACUAAAGAUAUAAAUUCGUUGGAGAGUGCAGUCUGCUCGAUUGAGCAUAAAAAGAGAUCGGGAAAAGUGUUACAUGAGAUUAAUUCCUAUCAGAUUGUGGAUAAUUUGAAAGGUGAAUUUAUAAUAAAGUUGGUAUCCAACCAAGAAAUCAGCCCGAGUCAAAAUACUAACGAGCUGGAUCCUACAAGCGCGAAUUUACUGUUCAAUUUGAGUCUAACGGAAAAGCAAAAAGUGGCAAAAAAAGAUGUCGUUUUACCGUACACUAAAGUACAAGAACAUUAUGAGAAUCAAAGUACAUCUUCGGCAUCACCGAUAUCAAGUGGUACUGGAGUAAUUUAUUAUGAACCAGACGAAGGAGAUGAUUUUGAUGAUGAGGAUCCCGAUGAAGAUUUGACUAUAUGA